AUGACCCGAGUGGAAGACCAACGUGAAACGAACAGCUGCGCCGCCAACGCGGUGGCGGGAGCCUAUGAGUAUUUGCUGAAGAAGAGAGGUGAUGAAAAAGUGGAUGUGUCUCGUUUGUUCAUCUACUACGUAGGCCGAAAGUUUUUUGAGUGGCUGGAUCCCCGGACACGGAAAGCCAUCGAAGAGAUGAGGAAGCCGGCACGUGUCCCCGUGGAUGGCGGCAUGUCGAUUGAAGGUUGCAUUCGGGCCAUGGAAGUGAAAGGUGUUUGCUUGGAAUCUUCCUGGCCCUAUGAUAUUCGGUAUGUAAAUCACAAGCCCAAUGAGGACUGCUUCAAAGAGGCGCUUAAGUACAAGAUUGUGGACAAGGAGAGGAUCAAGAAAGACACCAACUUGAUGCGGAAGAAGCUCAGCGAAGGUCAUCCAAUCGUCUGCGGCCUGAGGCUUUCGGAGCGCAUCUUUAAACCAGCCAGCAGCGGUUUCAUUCCAACUCCCGAGGACGGCGAGAAGAUGGCGGCCGUACACGGGAGGCAUGCGAUGCUCAUCGUCGGCUACAACGACCGCAAGAAAGUCUUCAUUGUCCGAAACAGCUGGGGGGAAUCCUGGGGGGACAAGGGCUACUGCUACAUGAACUAUGACUACGUGGCCAACCCCAAGUUCAACGAAUCACCUCUCUACAUCAUCAAAGCGCUUGGGGCUGAGGAUGUAGACCUCACUCCCGACCCAGAUGACGGCGAGGAUCCUUCCUUGGAGGACGACAACGCGGGUGUGAAGGUGGAACUGGAAGAGAUCGAGGACGAGGCACCUGCAGAGGAGGUCGAGGAGGAGGAAGAUGGCUUCGACUUUUCCGCGGAGUUCAAAGGCGAUAAGCUCGUGCGGGAGUUCUUCUUAGCACACGGCGGUAAGCUGAAGCAUGGUGAGUUCACACAUUGCCUCAAGAUCCACUCCCAAAGUGAGGCGGGAAGCGUGCUGGAGAUUUUGUGGUUCCAUUCAGCCAAAGGCUCUGUGGCACCACCCUUCUUGUAUUGCUCGAAGCACGUUUUGGCGGGUGCUUUCCGCGUUUGUGAUCGGUUCGCCGACGCGUUGGGGCAGGGUGGCAUGGAGUUCGUCCACGUGGAGGUGGUCCGCAUCAAUGGGCAAUCUGCACAGAUCAGGGUCAGCGAAGACUCCACUGUUGAGGAGCUGAGGCGGGAAGCGCAGGUGGCGCUGCGCAUGGGCAGGGGAGUGCUGUUGAACGCAUCUGGAGAUCUGCUACAGGCAACAGCCACAUUGGGCCAGGCCAAUGUGAAGACCGGAGACGUCUUGACGCUGCACUCCCACGGAAUUAGCGUGGCCGCUGCUGAAAGCGCCUUCGUCGCCAUCCUCAGCGACACGCAGCUGCAGGCCUCGGUCGUGUCCUUUGCCGCCAUCCUGGGUGAUGGGUCGGUUGUGACGUGGGGCGAUCCCGCAAGCAGCGACAUCACCGCCGUCUCGAGUCGGCUCAAAGGCGUGCAGCAGAUCCAGGCGACGGACUCAGGCGCUUUUGCAGCCAUCCUUGAUGACGGCUCUGUGGUGACGUGGGGCACUCCGGAGUCUGGUGGCGACAGCCGGUCCGUGCAGCAUUGUCUGAGGGAGGUUCGGCAGGUGCAGUCCUCACAUGGAGCAUUUGCCGCCAUUCUGGAUGGUGGAUCCGUCGUGACGUGGGGCAAGCCCGAGUAUGGUGGCGACAGCAGCUCUGUAAAGGAUCGGCUCAAGAAUGUCACAUGUGUCCAGUCUUCGCACGGUGCCUUUGCUGCCAUCCUUGAUGACGGAUCCGUGGUGACGUGGGGAGACGACAGCUAUGGCGGUGACAGCAGUCAUGUUCAACAUCAGCUCAGGGAUGUGCAGGAAAUCCAGGCUUCCUUUGGAGCCUUUGCUGCCAUUCUCCGGGGUGGCGCCGUGGUGACCUGGGGCGUCGCGAGCUACGGGGGAGACAGCAGCUCCGUCCAGCCCCGGCUUCGUGGCGUGGAGCAGGUGCAGUCUUCAACCAACGCCUUUGCCGCCAUCCUUUCCGAUGGCUCCGUCGUGACGUGGGGCUCGCCCGGCUAUGGAGACAGCAGCGCUGUCCAGGAGCGCCUGGUCAACGUGCGGCAGAUCCAGGCGACGGACUGGGCGUUUGCAGCCAUCCUCUGGGAUGGAUCCGUGGUGACCUGGGGACAGGCUGGCUACGGUGGUGACAGCAGCAGGGUGCAGGAGAGGCUUCGGAAUGUGCUGCAAAUCCAAGCCUCGUGCGGAGCGUUUGCGGCCAUCUGUGGUGAUGGUUCCGUAGUAACCUGGGGUCACAGGAACCACGGGGGCGACAGCACAUCGGUGCAGAGCCAUCUUGACGUCCAGCAUGUCUUGCAGCCGGGGUUGCUAAGUGAUUGCGAACUGGGCGAUGACUCGGCAGUCGGAUUGGAGAUCGCGGCGGAUCUCCGCGAGGCGGAGAAGGCCAUCAGCGAGAUCCUCGCGUCCCUGGACCGGAGCCCCAAGGGAUCCAUCGACGCGCCCAUCGUGGAGUUCAUGGAGUGGCUGAACCAGCAGGCGGAUCUGGUGACUACUUCAUCCUGCAGCGGCCGCAUCGCAAUUUUCCAUGGCUCCGCCGAUCCCUCCAACUCCAAGGGCGGGGAGUGGCUGCUGGCGAGUCAUGAGACCUUGCCGAGCAGCGCGGAGACGUGGCGGGAGCUGUGCGCAGCAUUGGAAAGGCGGCAGGCUACAAACGCAGGGAUGCUGACCUCGCUGCUGCUGGAGCCUUUUGUUCUUCAUGCGGAAUGCGCCGAUGCGGCCCUGGCUCAGCAUAUCCUGGGAGUGGCACGAGACGCAGGCUUUCGCGAGAGCGGAGUGAGUUUGGGCCGGAAGCGCGUCAUGGUGCAAAUUCGCACGGUGGCCAUGCGCCUGGAAGUGCCGCUUGCGAUGGAUGGACAAAUCCUGGUGAAUGCGACGUAUUUCGAAGCCUUGCUGCAAAUCGCCAACAGCCGACUCAGCGAGAAUGCCGCGCGGGUGGCGCGCUUGUGGAGCAACUUGAAGCAGGCCUUGGCGGUGAGGCCCUCGGCGAGCUCCUCCAGCGGAGAGCCUUGGAUCCUCGUGUGCCCGCAGGCCUGCGCGAGGUCCAUCAAGUUGGCACUGGAGGCGCGGGGCUGGUUGGACGAAUCUCGCAAGAUGCAGAGCUACAGCAGCUCUGAGUCUGCAGAAGUGAGCCCGUCCAUUGCCAUCCCACUGAUGGAGGAGGCGGUGGAUGCUUUGCAGGCUAUCUCGCAAGAUGCGGCUGAGGCAGAGGAGGAGGAGGAGGCCCGCCCCUCGAGUGCACCGGCAAUGGCGUCCGAGACGGAGACCGUGGAAAUAGCCACCGGCACUGCUUUGGAGUGCGGAGUUCCACCGAAAAAGAAGCGCCCUCCCACGGUCGCGGCCAAUUUGCAUGAGCUUUGGAGGCAGCGGCGCGGAGAUCUGCACAUCCUGCAGAGCGCCGAGUUGCCCAAGAAGUCGAAACCCACCGGUGGCACCCAUGCAGCCCUCACAGAACGAGACAAGAUCUCCGAGGCCAUUCAGGGCCUGAUGCGAGAGGUGGCUGCAGACCAAAGUCGCCAAGCAUGCUUUGAACAAAUUCGUCAUCUCCUUAGGGAUGUUGAGCACUUGCCCGUACUGCAAUGGCGCGGCGAUGUGGCGCUCCUUCCACGUGGCAGCUUUGCCGGCACAGACUGGGGGACGUUGGAGCGCGAAGCACGCGAAGUUCAGGGAGGCCUCUGGGAGUGCAUCAGGACAGCUGUGCAUGCCCGGCUGCUGUGCCGACAGGAGGAAAUUCUUGUGGAUGACCCCGUGCGUGGAGGCAACGUGCAGAUUCUGGCUGGCAGCGGUUCUGGCUGGGUGGUGGUGCCUGGUCCCAAGAGCGUGCGCUAUGCCUUCGACGUCACGAAGUGCAUGUUCUCAGAAGGCAAUGCCGCGGAGAAGAACCGCGUGGCAUCGUGGAAAGUAGAGGGCGAGACAAUCCUCGACAUGUACGCCGGUAUAGGUUUCUGGACGCUCCCGCUUCUCGCGGCUGGGGCAGCAUAUGUCAUUGCCUGCGAGUGGAAUCCGGAUGCCCUGGCGGGCCUGCGUGAGGGGCUGCGCUUGCUUGGGGAGCCGCUGUCCGCACGUUGCAAGGUGCUGCCAGGAGACAACCGACGACCGGAGGUCCUUGAAGAGACGUCCAACAGAUGCCACCGCGUCAUCCUUGGCCUGAUUCCGUACAGCCGCGACGGUUUUCCUGUUGCCGUGGCUGCUCUGCGGCCGGCGGGUGGCACGCUGCACGUGCACUGGAACGCGGCCGUUGACGCGGAGUCGGCCGAGGCAGAGCUGGUGGCGAAAGAGGUGCAGGAGCAGCUGUGCAAGAUUCUUAGUAGCUGA
Messenger RNA from Symbiodinium natans, 4374 nucleotides. NCBI's taxonomy places the organism in Eukaryota, Dinophyceae, Suessiales, Symbiodiniaceae. The record is from the annotation of a GenBank genome assembly.